This is a messenger RNA of Lentinula edodes (shiitake mushroom), 375 nucleotides long. Its product is annotated as APG12-domain-containing protein. Bases 1 to 375 code for a protein of 124 amino acids. The transcript is spliced from 5 exons. Gene Ontology annotation, cellular component: Atg12-Atg5-Atg16 complex; cytoplasm; phagophore assembly site membrane. Lineage: Eukaryota; Fungi; Basidiomycota; Agaricomycetes; Agaricales; Omphalotaceae. Gene Ontology annotation, biological process: C-terminal protein lipidation; nucleophagy; autophagosome assembly. The record is from RefSeq and is a predicted model, not a curated record.
AUGACCGACAGCGCAGACCGUUCACUACCUUCAUGGGCAUCUCCAGAAAUUUCAGAAACCAAUGAAGAGGCAUUGAAAGCCCUUCAAACAUACAAGAAGAAGGAUGCGGAUAAAGUUAUCGUUCGUUUCAAAGCGGUUGGAAAUGCCCCAAUAAUGAAACAAAACUUUUUCAAAAUUACAGCUUCGAACCGAUUCCAAGCUGUGAUUCAGUUUCUACGAAAGGAAUUAGGAUAUAAGGGCUCGGAACCUCUACACACAUAUAUCAAUCUCGCAUUCUCGCCUGCACCAGACGAUACUGUUGCGAAUUUGUUCAAAUCUUUUCAGACGGAUAAUCAUCUCAUUGUGAAUUAUAGCACAACAGCCGCUUGGGGUUAA